This is a messenger RNA of Podarcis raffonei (Aeolian wall lizard), 1435 nucleotides long. RefSeq names its product Wnt family member 8B (gene WNT8B). Gene Ontology annotation, biological process: multicellular organism development; cell fate commitment; canonical Wnt signaling pathway. The transcript is spliced from 6 exons. Gene Ontology annotation, molecular function: frizzled binding; cytokine activity. The record is from RefSeq and is a predicted model, not a curated record. The coding region runs from base 33 to 1103 and encodes 356 amino acids. Gene Ontology annotation, cellular component: extracellular region. NCBI's taxonomy places the organism in Eukaryota, Metazoa, Chordata, Lepidosauria, Squamata, Lacertidae.
UAUUUAUUUUUGAGGGGGGAAGGGGCAGGAUUAUGUUUUGGAUGGGCUCCUAUCCAGCCACCUUGUUCCUCGUCUCCUUCUUCCAUUUCAGCUAUCCUUGGUCAGUGAAUAAUUUCCUGAUGACUGGUCCCAAGGCAUACCUCAUCUAUUCCAGCAGCGUUGCGGCCGGCGCACAGAGUGGAAUUGAGGAAUGCAAGUUCCAGUUUGCUUGGGAUCGCUGGAACUGCCCAGAGAGAGCUUUGCAACUCUCCAGCCAUGGAGGACUGCGUAGUGCAAACCGAGAAACAGCCUUUGUCCAUGCGAUCAGCUCCGCUGGAGUCAUGUACACACUGACACGCAAUUGCAGCCUGGGCGACUUUGACAAUUGUGGAUGCGAUGAUUCACGCAACGGGCAACUUGGAGGACAAGGAUGGCUGUGGGGAGGCUGCAGUGACAACGUGGGCUUUGGGGAGGCCAUUUCAAAGCAGUUUGUGGACGCACUUGAGACAGGGCAGGAUGCCAGAGCAGCGAUGAACCUGCAUAACAACGAGGCAGGCAGAAAGGCAGUGAAAGGCACCAUGAAGAGGACCUGCAAAUGCCACGGAGUAUCCGGCAGCUGCACCACGCAGACCUGCUGGCUGCAGCUGCCCGAGUUUCGAGAAGUAGGGACCUACCUGAAGGAGAAAUACCACAAAGGCCUGAAGGUCGACUUGCUCCAAGGGGCAGGCAAUAGUGCCGCCAGCCGGGGGGCGAUUGCCGAAACCUUCAGCUCCAUCUCCAAGAAGGAGCUGGUCCACCUGGAGGACUCCCCUGACUACUGCCUGGAGAACAAGACUCUGGGCUUGCUGGGGACGGAGGGCCGGGAGUGCCUGAAGAGGGGCAAGGCUUUGAGCAAGUGGGAGAAGCGCAGCUGUCAGCGUCUGUGCGGGGACUGUGGGCUGGCCGUGGAGGAGCGGCGAGCCGAGAUGGUGUCCAGCUGCAACUGCAAGUUCCACUGGUGCUGCGCCGUCCGGUGCGAGCAGUGCCGCAAGCGCGUCACCAAAUAUUACUGCGUGCGCAAGGAGAAGCGGGAACGUGGUGGGGGCAGCGCGGCCUCCCGCAAACUCAAGAGGAAGCAGCCCUAAUACCAGCCCCCUGCCAACCUCCUCCCCCUCUGGUUUUUCUUCACUUCUGGAUAGUAUUUAAGGUAGAACCAACGACCCCGUACAGUGGUACCUUGGUUGCCGAAAGGCUUAGUCGUCGAAUGAAUCGGCUCCCGAACGCCGCAAACCCGGAAGGAAGUGUUCCGGUUUGCGAACGUUUUCCGGAAACUGAACGUCCGGCGCGGCUUCCCCUUGGGUGCGGGAAGCUCCUGCAACCAAUCGGAAGCUGUGCCUUGGUUUUCGAAUGGUUACGGGAGUCGAAUGGACUCCCAGAAUGGAUUAAGUCUGAGAACCAAGGUACCACUGUAGCUGGG